AAGGAGAUGCCACCUAAGACCAAAAAAGAAAGGAUGAGAGAUGGGGUUCAGAAGAAGAAAAAGAAUGCAGGUGCUGGUGUGGAGGCUGAGUCCAUGCACAGGCUGGCAGUGCUGGAAAAGGAGUUGCUCCGAGACCACUUAGCUCUGCAGAGGGGGGAGGCCCACUGAGCCAAGGCUUCUGAAGACCAGCUGAAGCAGAGGUUGCAAAGGCUGGAGGCUGAGCUGGAGGGGGCCCGAAGUGAAGGAAAGGCCAUAUAUGCAGAGACGAGGCGUCAGUGCCAGGUCCUGCAGGAGCAGAUGGAGACCCGCAGCAGGCAGCUGGAGGAAGAAGUGAGGGGCCUUCAGGAGCAGCUGGAGACGUGCCAGAGAGAGACCGAGGCUGCUUGGGGAGAGGCAAAGCAGGCCCUCACAGAGCGGGACCAGGCUCUGGCUCAGCUUCAGACCCACGUGGCAGACAUGGAAGCCAAGUGUGAGGAAAUCUUGCAUGGCUGCCUGGACCAACUCUUGGCUAAGCUGAGAGCGAUUAAGCCUCAGGGGGAUGGAGCUGUGCUGAGACUCCACACCAGGCACAAGGAGCAGCUCCGCCAGUUGGGACUCAACCCCCUGGAUCUGAGACUGAGCACGCAGUCUCUGGGCCCUCUGAGGCCCAACAAUAAAGCUAUCUUGAUGUAG
Messenger RNA from Miniopterus natalensis, 672 nucleotides. NCBI's taxonomy places the organism in Eukaryota, Metazoa, Chordata, Mammalia, Chiroptera, Miniopteridae. The record is from RefSeq and is a predicted model, not a curated record.